AUGGCUUAUGUGCGCACUCCUCUUUAUUACCUGCACUCCCCAUUCGUCUACCACGCGAAGCUGCUUGCUAAAGCAGCAGCAGCAGCAGCAGCAGCAGGAAAGGGCCAGAGCUUGACUGUGACUUCCAGGCUGCUCAGCGCGGAUGUCUCGCCGCAGCCAGCAGCAGCAGCAGCAGCAGCUACUGGAGCUGCUGCUGCUGCUUCUGGGUUUGCAAAGGCGCGCCCCGAGGAUGCUGCUGCUGCAGCACGACUGCCAGGCAGCCAGCAUGCUGACGCAGCAGCAGCAACUGCUGCAGCAGCGCUGGCGAAGCAGCAGCAACGGGAGGAAGCCAAAGGUCGAGACCCAGAGGGAAGCAGCAGCAGCAGCAGCAGCAGCAGCAGCGGAGACACCACUCGGCUGCGGCUGAAGUGCUUCGGCGCUGCAGCACUUGCAGGUUUUGCUUCCGUGUCUCCUGCGGAUGAGCAGCAGCAGCAGCAGCAGAAGCUGUCUGUGGCACAGAAGCACGAAUUCGGAGCCCUCAGCGACGGCGGCGAGCAGCAGCAGCAGCAGCAGCAGCAGCAGCAGCUGCAAAUCUCCGCGUCCCCGCACAGCAGCGCGCCGGCGACGCCGGCGUCGCCGCAGCCCAGCAGCCACAGCAGCAGCAGCAGCAGCAGCAGCAGCAGCAGCAGCAGCAAGGUGUGCAGCCGGAUGGCGCGGCAAAUCGAAGCAGAAGAAUUCGCAGAAGCUCAAAUGCUGCUGGCUGGCAGCAGCCAGCAGCGAAUAGAUCAAGAAGUUGCUCGAUUUCGGCUGAGACCCCUUGUGGAAGCAGUUCACAGGGCUCAGGCCCUCCCCAGGUUUCUCCAGCCAG
This is a messenger RNA of Eimeria necatrix, 847 nucleotides long. RefSeq lists its product as hypothetical. The annotation marks the transcript as partial. NCBI's taxonomy places the organism in Eukaryota, Apicomplexa, Conoidasida, Eucoccidiorida, Eimeriidae. The record is from RefSeq and is a predicted model, not a curated record. The transcript has a single exon.